Messenger RNA from Zootermopsis nevadensis, 8352 nucleotides. The record is from RefSeq and is a predicted model, not a curated record. NCBI's taxonomy places the organism in Eukaryota, Metazoa, Arthropoda, Insecta, Blattodea, Termopsidae.
UUUAUCCUAUAAGAUGAACUUGGAUACGAUUCCCUUAUACCAGGAAAAUAUUGAGAAAAAAUUUUGUUAAUUGUCCGCAUAAAACUUGUAAAUGCAUCACAAAUAUAACAUUUCCUGUAUCUUCAUAAUUGUCCAUUUUAUGUCCAAUUUAAAUUUAUCAUCAGUACUUUGGGCCAGUCUUGACAUUGGUUGCGCAGGCGAUCAGUGUGGACGAGGACGUGACAUUGAUCUCUGAAUUACAAACAAGUUUUGUCCCGCCAGGAUGAUGAGUGUGUAUUCAGACUAUCUGCAGGUACAUUUGUGUAAGCGAGAUUACAUUGCUACUUUCAAUUGUGUCAAAACUAGUGUAAUUGGUAUGUAAUAAUAAGAAAGUAUUUACCAAUAAUGUCUGUUCAGAAAUCUUUGUGUCAUUGCCUUAACUUCAAAAGAAUUGUUCAGUUAAAAUGUAUUUAUCAGAAAAAUAGGUAAGAACUAUUUUCCAGAUGUGAAUGAAAAUAUUGUAGUCCCUGAUAUACAGCAUCCAUUAUAGUAUUCAGACACGUCAUCUGUCGGUAUUGCCUCGGCCAGCUUCGCUCGCAUUUUGUGUCGCAGCCAACCACACUUUGUCGUUACUAGAGUCUGAGUACCACUCCUUGCAUCACUGGUUUUGUUGCUUAUGCGUAUUGAGGCAGUCAAUUAAAUCUUACUGUUUUGAUUAGGAUGUUGGUAGGUUGAAUGUUCACUCAGAUAUGUUGGCUGUCAUGAAUUGUUCUUGGGCUACCAGCCGUGUAAGGUGGCUUAAUGAAGAAAACGCCAGCGUUUUGAGUACCAUCUUUGUCCUCGUCCUCCGUGUACAGUAGUUGUAGGAGAUCCCGUCCGUGCCCUGUGUCUGCCUGACCCAGUUUCAUGUUAUUGGCUGGUGUGCAGAGUGACGUGCUUGCUAUUUUUAGCCCAGCUUUCCGAAUGGAUAACAUGUUCGUUACCAAGUACCAGGUCUGGCUCAAUUAGAAACCCCCGUUUUAGAAUUUUGUGUCAGUUCUUAUAUGAUGAGUCAUUUUUAUUUUUAUUGAAGCUCAGUGUACAGUAAGGGUUAUUUUAGGUUGUACAAAUAAAAAUUAAAUUAUGCAAUAACUUUUAAUGUAGAGCAUUCCAAUAUCAAAUUUUAAUAUACUGAUGUAGUACGUGACCUUCGCAUUAUAUGUAGCUACUUUGUGCAAAAAUACUCCAGGAAUUCAGAUUUGCAUCAAAGUAAAUAAAUAUUGAAAAUACCUCAAUCACACAAAAAUGCCAUAAUCCAGUAUACAGACACAUUUAAAACCUAAGAUUUGAUAAUAUUUUUGUUUUAAUUAUAAGUGGGUUACAAAAUAACUAUAAAAACAGUGUACAGAUAGAAUGUAUACUGGACCAAACCUAACCUAACCUAACCUGACCUGCAUUGUUGGUAUGUGGAAUACAAAGUGGUAAGUUUAUUAGUUUUCACUCACACAGCAUAGGAUUUGAGGUUUUAGGUUAUGCCUUGUGGUUUUGGAGGAACAUACUACCUCCAUCAUCAAGGUUCACCAGAAGACCACAAUGUAAACUUAAUGGUGUGUUGAAAACAUUGUAUAAAUAUUCAUUGUCUUGAGUUCUGCCUCUGUCCAAGCACCAUUCCAGGUGGCUCUUCUGUCUGUUGCAACAUAGAUUGUGCUGGAUACAAUUGAUUUUUUGAAGGUACAUUAAUGAUGGUACAGUUGGCAUUAUGGCUUUCAUGUGUAGAAAUUGCUUGUUUCACAGUUGAAUUGCAUGACAGCUAGUGAUGUAUUGUAUGGAAAUACCAUUUGUGAAUCAGUGUUUGGAUUUUUUAUUACAAUUUUAGGGUAGCUACCUGAAUAUAAAUGCAUGGACAAGAAACAUGGAAAUGUGCUCAAGAAGCUUCACAAAUGGAAUCAAGCUUUUGACAAGACUCCAUGUGUUCAGUUUUACAUAUAAGGUCAAUCCCGCUGAGAAUCACAUUGACAUCAACGAUGGCAGAUGGGAACAGAAGGGCAGUAGUACCCUGCCUUCUCAGCUAGGAGCGUCUGCCUGUCUGACACCAGAAAGCGAGGCAUCUGGGGACAGCGUGACCUUAGCAGCGGAUGCUGCACAUGGCUUAGGCGGUAACCCUUGCACGCGAAAAUCCAGCAAAGCAAAAAGAGUGAAGAACUACCUGAAGAAAUGCAAGAACGCGGCUCUCGGCAACUCUGGUGGUGGCCACGGCGAAGAACAGGAGCUCAGGACAGAUUCAGCAGUUGAACGCGAAAGACCGGAGGCGCCUCGGGUUCGCGUCUCGAGGCGACGGAGCGGCAGUGGCAACAGGGACGUGUCUAGCACGUCGUGGUACGUUCCGACUGACCCGAAGCCGCCGCCCAACCUCGUGUCUGUUGUUGAAGUGUUACCACCAGGACACGCCGAUGAACCAGCCUCUGACAAUGCUAACAGCGCCGUCAUAGAAACUGUGUCCGAUUCAGUCUGUUCCGCGUCUCAUCCAAGCCAAAAUGACCCUGGUGAUGUCUUAGAUUCGCGAAAUGAGGGUGGGACGAUGGUCGUGACCUUGGAAUCGCAAAAUGAAAGUACUCCUUCCAGUUGUUUGGUGGAGGAUGACCCCAAGUCAUUGAAUUUGCCUUCUCGUGACAACCAAAUCGACGCAGUUCCAAAUUCACAUGAAUCGUCAGAGAACAAAUGUGAUGUGGCGACACUUGUGGAGCGGUAUCUGGGGUCCUUGUACCCAAACUUCCCAAGAGUCCGUCCCAUUCUGGUGCGACAAGCUCGUGACCUUCUGGUUUGCACCUUCCACGGCAACCUGGCUCGUUUCGAGUGCGAGUUCUGUGUCCCGGCGUCUCAGCUCCUGCGUGAGGUCAGGGACAUCGCCGACCGAAAGGUAAGUUCCUGCUUCUUAAGGCUGGCUGAUGAAGACGUUCCUCCGAAGGGAGUCCCUAAACAUAGCGGAGAUGUGGUAGCACCGCGGGGGUGGCCGUUGUCGCUAGGAAGCAGCGGAGUGAUCCUUCAGCUGGGCGAGUUGGACCCCACUCUGCUGAGAAACCGCGACUGUUACCUGUGUGUGCGACGGGGCACCGGCCCCCGCGUUGAGGUCGCCUUCGUUUGGAAGUGUGAGGCGUUUCUGAGCAGUCGGGCGCUUGCUGUUACGUCCCCCCCACACUCUGCUCUAGAGACGCCCGUCACGUUGGAAAUGGCCGCUACCGACGAGGGUCAGGACCUCCCCGGCUUGCUCCAGAGUCUCCUGGUUUCUGUGGAGAGGGCAAUCGAGCGAGUUCCUCUCGACGUCCUGGCGUUCCCGUGUCCUCGGUGCCGUGACGAAGUGAUCGCGGAGGACAAUGGCGUGGUGUGUGGGUGUCAGUGCGUGUGCCAACAGCAGAGCCACGUGGAGAAGAAGGACACGUCCAUACAAACCAGUCCCAUGUUUGAGUUCGUGGGUUCUAUACCACACAUUGACAGCGACGAAGAAAAUGAUUCUGCUCACGAACCUGAUGGAACUACGAGGAACUCUGACCUCAGGUCAAGGGAUGUGGUGAUAAUGAACAGACCGGAGCUGGUUACAUCUCCUAAGAGAAUCGUGGAGCUGCCCGAGAAGCUGCUUAUGUCUGGAAUCCACUUGCCUGGAACCUCUGACCUAAAGGAACGUCCAUUGGUGGUAGUGGAUGCUGCUACAGUUUUGAAGGCUUCUCUCGAUAGCAAACAGAUCGCUUCUGUGCUGUUAUACUACGCAUCAUUGCCAAGACCGGAGAAAUUGAAGGAUGGUUUCACCGUGUUGAUUCUCUGUGCAGAGUCCGAAGGAUCAGCGCUGGACCUCUUGGAUAAGGCUCUAUCGCUUGUGGCAGCACAGAUGAACAUCGGCAACGUGUUGCUAUGGCGACCGCCUUCAACCAGCGACAGAUGGCAGCUGAAUCAUGACGUACUGGAGAACAGCAGAUUCAAGGUCCACGUCGUGACUGAUGAGAGGGACUUGUGUCAGUACAUCUCAGAAGAUCAAACCCCGGUGAAUUGUGGGGGACGUUCGACCCACGAUCAAGUGGAGUGGGUUGAGUUUUACAAGGAAGUGGAGCCGUUCCUUGGGCAGUGCCACGCGUGCGGUCGACGCCUGGUGUCCGUAAUGUCUGAGCUGAGGUCGACGGAGGGACAGAGACAGGUCACGCGGCGUCAGCUUCAUCAUCAGCACAGGGCGUUGACCCGGGCCCUCACUGACCCCGAGCUUCAGCGUCUUCGCCGUGAAGGGAACGCGACGCUGGCCAGACUCGAGGAGCGUUCCCAGUGGCUGCCGGCCAGCGAGGACGUCAGGCUGUCUGCUGAGAGGGCGCGGCGUCUGUUCGUUGAGGUGGACCGCGCCGCGCGUCGACUGGAGCAGUUGGCGGAAGGACGCCGGGAGCGGCUGCGAGACUUGGCCAGGGUGCGCGCUCUGGAAGACGAGGCGACGCAGGUGCUAUCAUGGCUGUGCAGGAAAGGCGACGAGACUCUGAAGAGGCACACGGAACUUGCUACCAACCUGCCGGCAAUAAAGGAACAAGAAUUAGACUUCGAGAAGUUUUACUUCAUCUCAAUGCGCCACUUGGACAAAGGUAGCGACCUCCUGGAGGAGGCAGGUCAGUGCGGCAAUGACGCUCGAAAUUCGGGGUCCAUUUCCAGCUCUUCGGGGCUUAAGGAACUUGCUCGCUCGCUCAAGCAGCACCUCCGGGGAUUUAGCGAGCGCCUGGAAGACACACGAGAACGUCUGGAAGAUACUUCGCGAUGUUUCUAUCUGCUGGACAAGGCUUAUGAGUGGGCUCUGGAGAUGUCGAAGUACAUGUCCCGGGUGAAGGCAGACGACACGCAGUCGCCUGUACAAACUCUGCAGGUGAUGAAGCAUCUCCAACAGUACCUGAUGGCUCACCCGCCCAUUGCCGAGGACCACUUCACGGAGAUGAUGCAGCUGGCUCGCAGAUUGGGCAAUGAAAAGUUGAUGGAGCAAGCGAAGGUGGCUCAAGCCAGGUGCCAAGAAACAAUGGAGCUGAUCCAAGCGCAGCAGUCGCGGUUGGUGCAGGCGAGGCGGCAGCAGGGCGUAUAUGACAGAGAUGAAAGUUUCUGUAGCAGCUUGGAUAGAUCUUGUAUCAGGCCUCUGAGCCCAAAAUCAAUCCAUCAAGGGUGGAACACAUCUGGGGUAGUCACAAGCACUCCGGCCGGCAGCGUCGGCGUAGGACGCCGACGCUCGGUAGGCUCGUUCCCAUACAUCUACAAGUGCAACCACGACGCGGCAGGACACGCGUGUUCGUGUUGGGACCCCGUGCCGUCCUCGGUGCUGGAGGAGUCGCAGGACUGCUGUUGUAACGGUUCAGGACCCAGGCCGAACAAUUUGGGGAACAUUCAGGAAGUGCGCGAAAGUGCCGAGGACCUUUUGGACAGCGAUGGUCUUGCCUUGGGAAAGGACGAAGACGACGUCUGUGUGAGGUGCGGUAAUCCGUCUGCUUUGGACCAGAGGUGCGAUGGCAACGGAGCACGGCAGAUUUAUAAGAGGCACCUGCGUCGUUCCUGCACGUGGCAGUAUCCCACCGAGAACUUUGACGACGAAGAUCCGUCAUGUAAUGGCGGUAGUGUGGGUAGUGACAGUGGUACCAGACUCUGCGGCGCUAGUGAUGACCAUAAGUAUGAUUACGCCACUGACAAUUCUGGAGACAACACUACUGAGGGCAGCGACGGCUUCACUAAAAGUGGUGAAGAUCUUGAAGAACAAGAUGGUUCUGGUGUCGUCAACAAGCCAGUGCCUCCAGUCACAGUCAAUAGCCAUCUGCACUGCUGUGCGUCAAAGCUGGAUCUAGCUGCGACAGCCCCAGGGAGCAAGGAACUCAAAACACAAAAGACUUUCCUGUUAAUAAUGAGGGAGAUGGUUCAGACAGAACGGGAUUAUGUGAAGUCCUUGGAGUACAUAAUCGAGAAUUACAUUCCUGAGCUGUUGAGGGAAGAUAUUCCUCAGGCUCUCCGAGGGCAACGUAAUGUUAUUUUUGGUAAUGUGGAAAAGAUUUAUGAAUUCCAUAGUCAGUAUUUCUUACAAGAACUGGAGAAAUGUGAGAACAGCCCACACCUCGUCGGCCAGUGUUUCCUUCGUCAUGAGAAGAAGUUCUACUUGUAUGCCCUUUACAACAAGAACAAGCCAAAAUCUGAUUCACUGAUGUCAGAAUAUGGAACGUCUUUCUUCAAGACGAAGCAAGUCGAGUUGGGAGACAAGAUGGAUCUGGCUAGCUACUUGCUGAAACCGGUGCAGCGAAUGGGCAAGUACGCUCUACUGCUUCAACAGCUCAUGAAGGCGUACCCUGACAAGGAAGUGGACGUGACUGACAUUAGAGCUGCUGAACAGAUGGUCCGAUUUCAGCUGCGCCAUGGCAAUGAUCUACUUGCAAUGGACUCUCUGAGGGACUGUGAUGUAAAUGUCAAAGAACAAGGAAGGCUGCUUCGACAAAAUGAAUUUCUAGUCUGGCAAGGAAAGGGAAAGAAGUGUCUUCGUCAUGUUUUCCUAUUUGAAGAGUUAAUCUUGUUCAGUAAAGCUCGGAGAUUCCCUGAUAGGAAGAACCUGGAUUUGUACAUAUACAAGAAUAGCAUUAAGAUGACGGACAUUGGACUCACCGCAAAAAUCGGAGACAGCACAACAAAGUUUGAAAUCUGGUUCCGCAAAAGGAAGCCGAACGACACCUUCACUUUGCAGUCCAUGUCCGAAGAAAUUAAACAAGUAUGGACGGAAGAAAUCUCGAAAUUACUUUGGAAGCAGGCGCUGAGAAACAGGGAGAUGCGCCUCGCUGAAAUGUCUUCGAUGGGGAUUGGAAACAAACCCUGCCUAGACAUCAGACCGAGUGCUGAUCAAAUAAGCGACAGGUCAAUCAGCAUUGCACAGCUGAGCAAAACUGCCCCGCGGUUCCGCAACUCAAUCACGGUGUCGUCAGGAGAGCUCUUGCGUAGCAACAAGCGACCUCAUUCUAUAAUUUCUGUGAGCAGUUCUUCUUCUGGUGGGAGUAGCAGCAGCACCACCAGUCACUCCUCUGCUUCAGGAUAUGGGCCUCUAAUCAACCUGGGGUUUGACCCCGCAGACAGCCCCCACAUGCAUCACCGGUCCACCACUCUCAACAGUCAGUGCUCUAUGGAAAGUGGAAUUAUAGCAGAUAUCUCGUUGGGAUCUGAAGACACUGAUGGCAGUGGCAACCACUGGCACGUCGAAAGAUCAAACAGCUCCGUGACGUCAGCGUCUCUGGACUCUUCUAUGUCUCCUACAUCCCCAGUUUCGCCCACUGACGAGGACAAGAACUGCCUCGCUCCAAACCAAGCUAAGGAAAACAAUUCAGCGCAGGAUUUGGAAACGGACCAAGAGGAACUAACGAUUAAAUUGUAACAAAUAAUACGAACAGUUAAUGACUAGAAUUAAUACUCAACGUAUUUACGUGACACUAAAUUGUAAGCAAGGUAACUCUCACGUCUAGAGAUCAGUUUUAUUUUAGGACGGGUGUUCCCAUCCUCCUUAGGCUAAAGUCUGAAAUUCUUUUCCUCCUCUUACAUAACACGGUCCGUUCAGUCUUUCAGAAUCUCGUUAUAUAUUUUCGUAUGAUUACUCAGUGAAUUUAAUAUAAAGAGAACAAUUCACUAUUUCGCACAAGUCGCCUUCCUUCCGUUGUGUAUUCACUUAUGAACUUGUCAUUUAAUUUUCAUAGACGUUAGUACUCCGCACGAAAUAUGGAUCUGAGCGAAGCAGGAAGACGUCACUAAGCCAAUUUGCCGAACAGUCCGUAAUUCAGCUUUAUUCUGACAGUCUUCCACUUUCACGCUAGAAGUCGUGCGGAAAUAAAUACGUCUCAAAGUUUUGGGUUAGUCUUGACGUAUUUCAGUGGUCCACGUGCUACAGGAGGAGAACUACGUAUUUAGAUUAUGUUGCGGCUCGCAUGUCACCAGGCAUGUUCGUGUAACGUGAGGAAUGAAUCAUCUUUUACGUCAUUUUUCUUAUUGGUUUAUAAAAAUAUUUAAUUAGAUUUUUGUCUUUAGCGUUUCUUAUAAAUGUAGACGCAUAACUGAUUUGUGUAUAUAUGUUUAAGGUGGCUGCCCUGUACCAUGUAUAGAUGCAGUAUUUAUUGUGUUCGACGCCACGUGUGAAGUGCGAUGUUUGUCCCGCACUACUGAUGUUGUAGAGUGAAAUAUCGGGCCGUCCUGGCCAAAUUGAUAUUUAAUAUAUUAUAGUUGACGUACUUUUAAAAUUGCCGACGUGCGUUUAUGGUGACGACAUACCUUACGAGAUGUUAAUACUGCUCGUUAGAGCUGCUUUGACAAACGUAUUAACGUGAGGUGUUGCAUUUUGUAUUUUUUACUAAUAAAGUGUAUUAUAUUGUAAACGUA